Daphnia carinata is the source of this 2543-nucleotide messenger RNA. Its product is annotated as pre-mRNA-splicing factor CWC22 homolog. Gene Ontology annotation, molecular function: RNA binding; protein binding. The record is from RefSeq and is a predicted model, not a curated record. Gene Ontology annotation, biological process: mRNA splicing, via spliceosome. Lineage: Eukaryota; Metazoa; Arthropoda; Branchiopoda; Diplostraca; Daphniidae. Gene Ontology annotation, cellular component: catalytic step 2 spliceosome.
GGCAAGCGUUAAUAUUUUCUUGGAUUUCAACCUGAAGCAUGUUACGACGUUCCCUGCUUCAGCUGUAAUAGUAGCUUCUAAUUGUGUUUCAGUGUAGUUUCCACUUUUUUCAACACAUUUUGGCGCGACUUUUGUUUAAAUGGAGAGCGUUGUGAAAGCUGUCGGCCUACCUGUAAAUUUCUCGGAAGAAGUUGAGGAUGACACAGACAAAAAAAUAGAAGAAAAAAGUUCUUCCACCAAGUUCGAAAACAGUCGGAAACGACGGUACAGCUCAGACGAAGAAUAUAGAAGCCGAGAAAGGAAAGAUCAUUAUGAGAUUGUCCGUUAUUGGGCAGAUGAAGGGACCAGAUCUCACCGCACCAAUAUUUUGAGAGAACAAGAUCAUCAUUCAAGGAAAAAGAAAGAUCACCAAAAAAAUUGUAAUCCAAAUCCCAUGAAUGAAGAAGGUGUGAAAGAGCAGAAGAAAGAGAAAGAGGUGGAUCCGAUUAUGACACGAACUGGGGGAGCCUACAUUCCUCCGGCCAGAUUGAGAAUGAUGCAAGCACAAAUAACAGACAAAUCCAGCUUAGCUUUCCAGCGUUUAUCUUGGGAAGCUCUAAAAAAAUCCAUUCAUGGAUUGAUUAACAAAGUUAAUGUGUCAAAUAUCUGUUUGAUUGUUACAUCAUUGUUCAAGGAAAACAUAAUACGGGGACGUGGCCUCCUAACCAGGUCUAUUAUUCAAGCCCAAGCAGCAUCACCAACUUUUACACAUGUUUAUGCUGCACUAGCUGCAGUAAUCAACACUAAGUUUCCCAAUAUUGGUGAACUGCUAUUGACUCGCCUCAUUCUUCAGUUCCGUCGUGGAUUUCGUCGUAAUGACAAGCAGAUCUGUAUGAGUUCGACAAGAUUCAUAGCACAUCUUGUGAACCAACAAGUGGCCCAUGAACUUUUGGCUCUAGAGAUUUUAACUCUUUUACUGGAAAAUGCGACAGGCGAUUCAGUAGAAGUAGCUGUUGGUUUCUUGAAAGAAUGCGGACAGAAAUUGAGUGAAGUGUCUCCACGAGGACUAACUGCCGUCUUUGAUCGUCUUCGUCAUGUUUUACAUGAAGCUGAUUUAGACAAGCGUGCCAAGUUCAUGAUUGAAGUAAUGUUUCAAGUACAUAAAGGUGGUUUCAAAGACAAUCCCGCGAUUGUGGCGGAAUUGGACCAAGUGGAAGAAGAAGAUCAGUUCACUCAUCUGAUGUCAAUUGAAGAAGAAAAGCUUGACCCUCAGGAGAUGUUAAAUGUUUUCAAGCAUGAUCCAGAGUAUGAAGCCAAUGAAGAAAAGUAUCAAGCUGUUAAAAUAGAAAUCAUAGGCGACGAUUCUGGCGAGAUCGAUGGUUCUGAUGAAGAUAACGAAGAAUCGAGUGAAGAAAGUGCGUCUGAGGAAGAAGCCAAAGGUAAAGAAACAAAUAUUUGUGUCAUGUUGACUUGGUGUUUUCCGUUCUGUUUCUGUCUUGUUUUAGAGGGUGACAUAGUUGACGAAACGGAGACCAAUCUGAUAGCUCUUCGUCGAACGAUUUAUCUGACUAUCCAGAGUAGUUUAGACCACAACGAAUGUGCUCAUAAAAUGAUGAAAAUGCAAAUGAAGCCAGGACAGGAAAUUGAGUUAUGCCACAUGAUUUUGGAUUGCUGCACGCAACAGAGGACGUACGAGAAAUUCUUUGGACUUCUAGCGCAAAGGUUUUGUCAGAUUAAUAAGGCAUACAUUCCACCAUUUGAGCAAAUUUUUCAUGAUACAUACGAUACGAUUCAUCGAUUGGAUACCAACAAAUUGCGAAACGUGGCUAAAAUGUUUGCUCACUUACUUUUCACGGAUGCAGUCAGCUGGCAAGUUAUGGCUAAUAUUCGACUGACGGAAGAAGAUACGACUAGUUCUUCGAGAAUAUUUCUUAAGAUUUUGUUUCAAGAACUGGCAGAGUACAUGGGUUUGAGCAAGCUGAAUCUUCGACUUAAAGAUCAAACUUUGCAAACACAUUUUGAAGGCAUUUUCCCCCGUGAUGAUCCCCGGAACACUCGAUUCGCCAUAAAUUACUUCACUUCAAUUGGAUUGGGAGGCUUGACAGACGAGCUUCGUGAACAUCUUCGAACGCACCCUAAACCGCCACCGGUCACAGUUCCUGCGCCGGUAUCUACACUGUCAGCUGCGGCCGCACAGUUAUUGUUGGAGUCAUCCGAUUCCGAUUCAAGUUCAUCUUCUUCCUCCUCGUCAUCAUCGUCGUCAUCAUCAUCAUCAACUUCAUCGUCCUCCUCGAGUGAUGGAAAAGGCAGAAACAAAGGUUCGCGGAAGAAACUGCGUUCUUCAAAUAAUAAGUCGAAAUCGGAAAGUCGAUCAGUCCGAAAACUAAGCCCCGAAGAGAUCCGGACUAGAGAUCAGCCAUCCGAUCGCCAUCAAGGUGAUCGAAACAGGAGCAAUCGACACUUCAAUGAAAAAGAAUCUAAAAGUAGUUCGCGCCGAUAAGGUGAAAGUGCUGAGUGCUUUAUGUUCAUGUUGCAAUGAAAUAUACUUCUUUUACCUCCCGUCA